Molecule: messenger RNA, 1073 nt
Organism: [Torrubiella] hemipterigena
Lineage: Eukaryota; Fungi; Ascomycota; Sordariomycetes; Hypocreales; Clavicipitaceae
Source: the annotation of a GenBank genome assembly
CGACAACAUCCUGCUUCGCCAAACCCAUCGGCCUGUCUUGUGAAAACCCCUCAAUUCUUUCCAAAUCGUAACUAAACAGCUCCAACACAUCUACAAAAGACGCACCACGCAGCAGCCCCGACACAAUGGCCAUCCCUAUGAACCGCCUCGGCGGCCGAGCCUUCCACGCCGGCGACGACGACUCAACUGAGCGCGAAUACGACAGACUCCGCGAUCUCGCACACGCCGAGGGCAACAAGCGCCAUGCGCUGUCCGAAAAGUCGCAACAAGCCUUCAAGUCUGGCGACGGCGCCGCGGCCAAGAAGUUCUCCAACGAGGCCAAGGAGCACGAGCGCAAGAUGGACGAGUAUAACCAGCAGGCGGCCGACUACAUCUUCCGCGCCAACAACAGCCCCGGGCGCGUCGACGCCGACUGCAUCGACCUGCACGGCUUGUAUGUCGAGGAGGCCGAACGCAUCAUCGAGCAGCGUAUUCGAUCGGACCAGGCGCGCGGGCAGGACCAUCUACAUGCUAUUGUGGGCAAGGGGAACCACUCGGCAGGCCAUGUGCAGAAGAUUAAGCCCAAGGUGGAGGAGAUUUGCCGCGAGUUGGGGCUCAAGUACCGCACAGAGGAGAAUGCGGGACGUAUAUAUAUUAAUUUGCAGGGCGGUGAGCCGCUGGGGCCGGGCGAUGUGUCGUCGAGCUAUGGUGGUGGUUAUGGACAGCAGCAGCAGCAGCACCAUGGUCGUCCUCCUCAGCAGCAGAAUUACGGACAACAGCACCAGCAGCAGCAACAAGGCGGACAGCAGGACGAUAUUGCGGCCAUGGUGGAGAAGCAGCUGCCGAGACUGCUGCGCAAGCUGGAGAAGGCUUGCUGUACGGUCAUGUAAGAUGUUGGAGUGUUUUUGGAUACCAUGAUUUUAGAUCGUUUAAUGAAUCUUUAAUGAAGUCUCUUCUGGUUAAAUGAAAUUUCAGCGCUAGAUACUUUUGAUUUACUCCCAAGUAUGGUAUCGAUGUCAGGCGCUCCACUAUAUAGCGGAAUGAUAUCCCAGAAUCAAUGCGCAUGUGCAUAAAGCCCUAGGGUAUACAGGAAC